Colletotrichum lupini is the source of this 741-nucleotide messenger RNA. RefSeq names its product separin. Lineage: Eukaryota; Fungi; Ascomycota; Sordariomycetes; Glomerellales; Glomerellaceae. The transcript has 6 exons. The record is from RefSeq and is a predicted model, not a curated record. The coding region runs from base 1 to 741 and encodes 246 amino acids.
AUGCCCACAUUGAGACGCAGAAGAGAGGUCUCGCACCCUGUCGAGAAGCCUGAGGUCAACGAGACGAAGUCCCGCGUCACAGAACCGAUCACGAGCCUUCUCGAGCAGCUCGACACUGCACCCGAGAGCACGGUCGAGACACUGGCUGUUGUCAACAACACGACAGAGACGACAUCCCAUGGGAUGGAGCUCAUCGCGAGCCAUCUCAAGCAGCUUGAUACCGCACCCAACGGCACGGUCGACGAGAUGACAUCCAACUUGCCCGAGCCUGUCGUGAGACCACUCCAAAGCGUCGACGAGACGACGUUCUAUGCGUUCGAGCCCAUCACGAGCCAUCUCGAGCACACCAAAGCACUUAUCAGUCCCUUGCGAGGUGGAACAGACGUCAAAAAAUUCAUCAUUAUCAACAUCAUCAUCAUCAUCAUCCACGACAUCAUCAUCAUCCACAACAUCAUCAUAGUCAUCAUCAUCGUCAUCAUCAACAUGCACAUCAACAACCACGGUGCUACUCAAAGAACUUCUCGCGACCGAGGCCGAAGCGCAGCCGACAGCGCAAAAGGAGAAAGUGGCAACGACAACACGAGGGAAGGCGAGGCAAUCGAUACAGGGCGAGGGGCCACGACUACGAGCAAGAAGGAGGAGUUGUCACCGAAGGAGAAGGCCGCGCUGGCAGCGCACAUAAUCAAUGUCGCCCUCAAGUCACUGACCGAGACAUCCGGGUCUGCAGGAGUUGUAGUUUAA